Phyllostomus discolor (pale spear-nosed bat) is the source of this 11495-nucleotide messenger RNA. It is a transcript of the gene ZZEF1, whose product is annotated as zinc finger ZZ-type and EF-hand domain containing 1. Bases 1 to 8910 code for a protein of 2969 amino acids. The transcript is spliced from 55 exons. The record is from RefSeq and is a predicted model, not a curated record. Gene Ontology annotation, molecular function: ubiquitin-like protein ligase activity; calcium ion binding; zinc ion binding. Lineage: Eukaryota; Metazoa; Chordata; Mammalia; Chiroptera; Phyllostomidae. Gene Ontology annotation, biological process: protein ubiquitination; regulation of synaptic plasticity. Gene Ontology annotation, cellular component: postsynapse.
AUGGGGAACGCUCCGAGUCACAGCAGUGAAGACGAAGCGGCAGCCACGGGGGGCGAGAGCUGGGGCCCGCACCAGGACUGGGCCGCGGACUCCCGCAUGACCCCCGGCCCGGGCCCUGCCGCCCCAGCGCUGCCACCGGCUGCGGCGCUGCUGGAGCCCGCCCGGCUGCGGGAGGCGGCGGCUGCUCUGCGGCCCUCGCCGCCCUGCGAAUCUCUGGUGUCCCGGCACCACGGCGCGCUGUUACGCUGGCUGGAAGAGCGGCUGGGCCGCGGCGAGGAGUCCGUCACCCUGGAGCAGUUCCGGGAACUGCUGGAGGCUCGCGGCGCCGGCUGCUCCGGCGAGCAGUUCGAGGAGGCCUUUGCCCAGUUUGAUGCUGAAGGUGAUGGUACAGUUGACGCUGAGAGUAUGUUGGAAGCCCUCAAGAAUUCCAGUGGAGCUAAUCUCCAGGGGGAACUGAGCCACAUCAUCAGACAACUACAAGCCUGUUCUCUUGUUCCAGGUUUCAUAGACAUAUUUUCGGAGUCCAAGGAAGGCCGAGGUGUUCACGCAUCCAUGAUACUGCGCUUCCUGCAUCGCAAUCGGCUCUCUAGCGUGGCCAUCCCGUACCCCAUGCUGGACCACUGCAACAACAUGUGCACCAUGAGGGCUUCUGUUCUGAAGGAGUCUCUGGAUGAGCUGGUACAAAAAGAAAAGGAAAGCCCUGGAGACCUAACUAGAAGCCCAGAGAUGGAUAAACUCAAGUCAAUAGCAAAGUGCUAUGCUCAUAUAGAAACAUCCUCCAACCCCGCAGACAUUGACAAGAUGACAAAUGGAGAAACGUCAUCCUACUGGCAGUCAGAUGGCAGUGCCCGCUCACACUGGAUUCGUUUAAAAAUGAAGCCAGAUGUUGUGCUUAGGCACCUGUCCAUUGCAGUGGCUGCCGCUGACCAGAGCUACAUGCCGCAGCAGGUGACAGUAGCAGUGGGGAGGAAUGCCAGCGAUCUCCAGGAAGUCCGUGAUGUGCACAUUCCCAGCAAUGUCACCGGCUAUGUGACACUGCUGGAAAAUGCUAACAUCACUCAGCUCUAUGUCCAGAUUAACAUAAAGCGUUGUCUUAGCGAUGGAUGCGACACUAGAAUUCAUGGUCUGAGGGCUGUUGGCUUUCAGAAAGUUAAGAAGUCUGGGGUCUCGGUCUCAGACGCUUCUGCAAUAUGGUACUGGUCUCUGCUGACAUCUCUGGUGACGGCUUCCAUGGAGACAAACCCUGCCUUUGUCCAGACAGUGCUGCGCAACACUCAAAAGGCACUACAGCACAUGCCUCCACUGUCCCUCUCACCGGGGUCCAUGGACGGCUCAACUUUCCUGUCCCCCAAUGUUCUGGAAGAAGUAGACAGCUUCCUCGUAAGGAUAACUAGCUGCUGUUCUACUCCAGAAGUGGAGCUGACUCUUCUGGCUUUUGCACUAGCAAGAGGAAGUGUUGCUAAAGUGCUGAGCUCUCUGUGUACCGUGAUAGACCACCUGGACACACACUAUGAUGCCUCGUCCCUCAUCUCGUCCAUGGCAUCGGUCAGGCAGAACCUACUCCUUAAAUAUGGUAAGCCUCUCCAGUUGACUCUGCAGGCUUGUGAUGUCAAAGGAAAAGAAGAGAAGUCGGGGCCUGAAAACCUCCUUGUUGAACCAUGGACGAGGGACGGUUUUCUCACAGAGACUGGAAAAACCAGAGCGAGUACUAUUUUUUCUACAGCGACUGAAUCUGCCUUCCAAGUUACACAGAUCAGAAUUAUGGUUCGACGUGGAGGCAUUGGUGCCCAAUGUGGGCUGGUGUUUACCUAUAACUCAUCUUCUGAUAAAUUUCAUGCAGAAGAACACUUCAAAAGGUUUGAAAAAUAUGACAAGUGGAAGAUUCAGGAAUUUAGGAAAUUUGUAAAAAGCAGGAUCGGUUGCUCAUCUGAUGACCUUGGAGAGGAUGACCCUGUUGGCUGGUUUGAGCUGGAAGAAGAAUGGGAUGAAGCAGAGGUCAAGCUGCAGCAGUGCAGAGUUGCCAAAUAUUUGAUGGUGAAGUUCCUGUGCACCCGUCAGGAGUCGGCAGAGCGCUUGGGAGUACAAGGCUUGAGCAUCAGUGGGUACCUUCGGCCUGUGAGGGCAGAAGCAGAACUGAGCGCCACCUGUGCUCACUGCAGAAAGGACGCGGAGGAGAGUGUCUGUGGAGCCACACUGCUCCUUAGGACCCUUCAGUUCAUCCAGCAGCUUGCCCAUGACCUGAUGCAGCAGAAGAAAAGUGGCUUAAAGUACAGAUCUUUCCUGGACUUCGCAGGUCUUGAUUUGCAGAUCUUCUGGAAUUUUUACAGUAAAUUAAAGCAAAACCCGAGAGAAGAAUGCAUCUCUGCCCAAACCCUACUCUUGCAGCUCCUCCAGAGCUGCUUCUCGGUGCUGCAGAGAGACUCCCCAGCUUCCUUGGAGGAUGCAAAGGCUCCACGCCAGAGCCCCAGAGGGGUGGAAGCCGCCAAGGAGCUCUAUACACACUUAUGUGAUGUGGUGGAUAGGGUGGAUGAAGACUCAGUGCCCAUGGAAAUGUUAAAACAAGAAGUCAGAAACACCCUUCUCGGUGGGGCUGCCAUCUUCUUUCCAGAUCGACAGACCCAGCGGCACCAUCUCUUCACCAUGAUGAAAAAUGUUACCGAGCAGGAACACAAGCAGUCCCUACAGCUAACUUUCCGCUCACUGUGCACGUAUUUCAGUGACAAGGAUCCAGGCGGCCUUCUUCUUUUACCCGAGAAAGGCGACCUGGCCGGUAUGAACAUCAGCGAGGUCCUGGCAGUCAUGAGGACUCUCCUCUCUGUUGCUGCUCGAGAGUGUGAACUGUUGAUGCUCGACAGGGCCCAAGCAGAAGUCGGCUCUGUGCUCUUCUCCCUGUUCUGGUCUGUCCAGGGCAGCCUGCUCUCCUGGUGCUACCUGCAGCUGAAGAGCACAGACCCUGGAGCCAAAGAUCUUGCCGUCGACCUUCUUGAAAAAUAUGUGGGACAGUUUCUGGCAAGCAUGAGAGUGAUUUUGGAAUCCCUUUUGUCACAGUACAGUGGAAAAUCCUUAGUAGAAAAAUUAUGUAAUUCGGUGUUUUCAAUGGCAGCUCGUCAACUGGUAAUCUUUCUGCUGGACUUCUGCACUUUGGACAUUUCCCACCUCACACUCCUGAGAGAGUUCAGUGCCCUAACAGAGUUGUUGAAGCAGCUCUGCAGUGACCCCGAAGGAGGACCAAAUAAGCUGGAUGUCGAGACUUGGCAACAGGAACAGCCAGUGGUGUUACAUACAUGGACUAAGGAGUCUGCCCACAACUAUGAAAAUAAUUGCCAUGAGGUGUCUGUCUUUGUUAGCCCAGGGGCCACCUAUUUUGAGGUGGAAUUUGAUGAGAGGUGUGAAACUGAAAAAAGGUAUGAUUAUCUGGAAUUUACCGAUGCUAGAGGUGGGAAAACACGUUAUGACACAAAAGUCGGCACUGAUAAAUGGCCCAAGAAAGUGACCUUUAAGGCUGGUCCUCGGCUACAAUUUCUCUUUCAUUCUGACAGCAGUAACAAUGAGUGGGGCUACAAAUUCACUGUUACUGCUUACGGCCUGCCUGAUGUUGCCGUGUCUUGGGGCUUGGAUUUACAGCUUCUUGUUUCCCGACUGAUGGGACGCCUUGCUUCCCAGUGCAUGGCACUCAAGUCUGUGCAUCAGUUAGGAAGUAACAUGGCAGUACCUCAGGCAAAAAUGGCAUUAGUCCUAAACUCCCCCUUGUGGAAACCUGUCUUCAGGCAUCAGAUAUGUCCCGAGUUGGGAUUAGAAGCAAGCUGGCCCACUCAUCCAGAACAGGAUAGUAAGGAGGUUAAGAACAUCCCUGAUGACCCCUGCCACCAUUUUCUUCUUGAUUUUGCACAGUCAGAUCCUGCUCAGAACUUCUGUGGGCCAUAUUCAGAACUUUUCAAAGGACUCAUACAGGCAUGUAGAAAACAGGCCCCAAAGACAGAUAUAGUUGCUGGUUCCACUAUUGAUCAAGCUGUGAACGCCACCUUUGCUGCUCUGGUGUAUCGCACUCCAGAUUUAUAUGAGAAGCUGCAAAAAUAUGUAAACAGUGGGGGCAAGACAGCCCUGAGUGAGGAAUUUGCACAGGUGUAUUCCUUGGCAGAUGGGAUUCGAAUAUGGAUGUUAGAGAUGAAGCAGAAGUCCCUGGUGAGCCUGGGGAAUGAGGCCGAAGAAAAGCACGGGUCAGAAGCGGCCGAGGCGAACCCUGAGAACCUGGCAAAAGAAUGUAUUCAGAAAAGUCUUCUAUUAUUGAAAUUUUUGCCCACGGGUAUAAGUUCAAAAGAAAGCUGUGACAGUUUGGUGACUACAGAUGAAACUGAUCAUCUGCAGCCACUUGACAGGCGCCAGAGGACAAGCUCUGUGGUAGAGGAGCACUUCCAAGCCUCCGCAGCUCGUACGGAAACAGCUCCCGCUGCUGCGGGAGACAGGAGUCCUGGCUUGGAUGUCCAGCCGAAGCUGCCUCCCAGCAGUGGCCCUCCUGCCGCAGAAGUGUCCUCUGCCACAGCUGAAGAACCCUCGUCGCCUUCCACUCCCACUCGGCGGCCUCCCUUCACCCGAGGGCGACUCCGGCUACUCUCCUUCCGAUCGUUGGAGGAGGCCAGACCGGUGCCCACAGUAAAAGAGAAAUACCCUGUGCUGAAGGAUGUCAUGGACUUUAUUAAAGAUCAGUCACUCUCCCACGAGAGUGUUGUAAAGGUUCUUUCCCUGAGAAAAGCCCAAGCCCAGAGCAUCCUCGAAGUCCUAAAGAUAAUUCAGUAUUGUGCAGAAUCCCUUGGGCAGCCUCAUUGCUUCCAUCCGCCUUGUAUACUUUUUCUGUUGGAACUUCUGACAUGCCAGAAAGAGUUCACCAAUUAUUUUGGACACUUGGAAGGCUGUGGUGCAGAUCUACACAAAGAAAUUCGAGACACUUACUAUCGAUUUGUUCUCUUUCUGGUCAAAGCAAUCAAAGGAUUUAGUAGCAUAAAUGACAGAUCCUUGCUGCCUGCCUUGUCCUGCAUACAGACAGCCCUCCUUCAUCUUUUGGAUAUGGGCUGGGAAUCCAGUGACCUCACCUUCUUUGUUGACAUUCAGUUACCAGAUCUCCUCAUGAAAAUGUCACAAGAAAAUAUAAGUGUACAUGACAGCGUGAUCAGCCAAUGGAGUGAAGAAGAUGAGCUUGCUGAUGCCAAGCAGAAUUCAGAAUGGAUGGACGAGUGUCAGGAUGGCAUGUUUGAGGCCUGGUAUGAAAAAAUAGCCCAGGAAGACCCAGAGAAGCAGAGGAAAAUGCACAUGUUUAUUGCUCGCUACUGUGACCUGUUAAAUGUGGACAUCUCUUGUGAUGGCUGUGAUGAGAUUGCCCCCUGGCAUCGCUACCGGUGCCUGCAGUGCAGCGACAUGGAUCUCUGUAAAACUUGCUUCCUGGGUGGUGUGAAGCCCGAGGGCCACGGAGAUGACCAUGAAAUGGUCAACAUGGAGUUUACCUGUGACCACUGCCAGGGUUUGAUCAUAGGCCGGAGGAUGAAUUGUAAUGUGUGCGAGGACUUUGAUCUUUGCUAUGGAUGCUAUGCAGCAAAGAAAUAUUCCUAUGGCCAUUUGCCCACCCACAGCAUCACGGCACACCCGAUGGUGACCAUCCGGAUCAGCGACCGACAGAGGCUCAUCCAGCCCUACAUCCACAACUAUGCCUGGCUGCUCUUUGCUGCCCUGGCUCUCUAUAGUGCCCACCUGGCCAGCUCAGAGGAAGUGGAUGGUGAAAAGCUGGACCCACAGGCCCACAGCAGCGCCAUCACCCUGCGGAGCCAAUGCAUGCAGCUUGUUGGGGACUGUCUCAUGAAGGCUCACCAGGGAAAAGGUCUUAAAGCUCUAGCUCUUCUUGGUGUAUUGCCAGAUGCUGACUCCACUCCAGAAAAUCAGGCCCCACCAGUCACUGUGCCCAUCCAGACUUCAGAGGAGCAGCUAGAGAAGAAAGCUCUCCAGAGUGCUCAGGAGCUGUCAGAUGCAGGCGCUUUUGUGUACUGCAAUGGAAAGAGUGAUGUUCAUAAGGAAGUCAUACCUUUGGAUUGCAAGCAGAGAAAUAAGGCAAAUGAGAGUAUGUCGUUAAUGAAGGAUCCUUCAUGCCAGAUUCAAAUUCUAGACUCACCUGCACAUGCUAGCACACCUACAGGACUUUCAGAUGCUGAUAAUUCAGAAGCGCCAUCUCAGAAGCCCAUCACGGAAAAGGCAGUUACUCCAAGCCCUGAGCAGGUGUUUGCUGAAUGUUCCCAGAAGAGGGUUUUGGGAUUACUAGCGGCCAUGUUACCUCCCUUAAAGUCGCAGGAUCCCACAGUCCCCCUGAUGGACCUGGAGCACGUCCUUCCACUCAUGUUUCAGGUUGUCAUCUCAAACGCAGGCCACCUGAAUGAAACCUACCACCUCACCCUGGGUCUUCUCGGCCAGUUAAUCAUCCGCCUUUUGCCAUCAGAGGUAGAUGCUGCAGUGAUCAAGAUCCUCUCAGCCAAACACAACCUAUUUGCUUCAGGGGACAAUUCUAUUGUGCCAGAUGGCUGGAAGACCACCCACCUGCUGUUUAGCCUGGGAGCUGUGUGCCUGGACAGCCGGGUAGGUUUGGACUGGGCGUGCUCCAUGGCAGAGAUCCUGCGCUCACUCAACAGUGCCCCGUUGUGGCGUGACGUCAUUGCCACCUUCACAGACCACUGCAUCAAGCAGUUGCCUUUCCAGCUGAAACACACCAACAUCUUCACCCUGCUAGUGCUGGUCGGCUUCCCCCAGGUUCUGUGUGUGGGGACCCGCUGUGUUUAUAUGGAUAAUGCCAAUGAGCCACAUAAUGUGAUCAUCUUGAAGCACUUUACUGAGAAAAACAGGGCUGUGAUCGUUGAUGUUAAAACUCGGAAAAGGAAAACAGUGAAGGACUACCAGCUGGUCCAGAAAGGAGGAGGACAGGAAUGCAGUGACUCUCAGGCCCAGCUGAGCCAAUAUUCCCAGCACUUUGCCUUCAUUGCCAGUCACCUUCUGCAGACCAGCAUGGACAGCCAUUGUCCUGAGGCAGUGGAAGCAACUUGGGUCCUGUCCCUGGCCCUCAAAGGAUUAUAUAAAACACUAAAGGCUCAUGAUUUUGAAGAGACGCAUGCUACCUUCUUCCAGACUGAUUUGCUGAAGCUGCUGGUGAAAAAAUGCAGCAAAGGGACUGGCUUCAGUAAAACUUGGCUCCUCCGGGACCUGGAAAUUUUGUCCAUCAUGCUGUAUUCUUCAAAAAAGGAGAUCAGCUCUCUGGCCGAGCAUGGAGACUUGGAGCUGGAUGAGCGAGGGGACCAAGAGGAGGAGGUGGAACAGUCGGUCAGCAGCCCAAGUGAGCCAGAGCAGAAGAAGCUAGACCCUCUCGAAAGCCUGGACGAGCCCACCAGAAUAUGUUUCCUGAUGGCUCACGAUGCCCUCAAUGCCCCUCUGCACAUUCUCCGGGCCAUAUACGAACUACAGAUGAAAAGGACUGAUUCGUUCUUCCUGGAGGUUCAGAAGAGGUUUGAUGGGGAUGAACUCACCACAGAUGAUAGGAUACGGACCCUGGCUCAGAAGUGGCAGCCCAGCAGGAGUCUGAGAUUGGAUGAGCAGAGUGCCAAAGCUGUGGAUACAGACAUGAUUAUCUUACCGUGCUUGUCCCGGCCCACACGCUGUGACAAGGCCACUCCUGAAUCAAACCCCGUGACCCAGAAGCUGAUCUCCAGUACAGAGAGUGAACUGCAGCAGAGCUAUGCCAAGCAGCGGCGUAGCAAGAGUGCCGCCCUCCUGCACAAGGAGCUGAACUGCAAGAGUAAGAGGGCAGUCCGGGACUACCUUUUCCGUGUGAAUGAGGCCACAGCCAUCCUGUACGCUCGCCAUGUGCUAGCAUCCUUGCUCGCUGAGUGGCCUGGGCACGUGCCAGUGAGUGAGGACAUCCUAGAGCUAAGUGGCCCUGCGCAUAUGACCUACAUUUUUGAUAUGUUCAUGCAACUGGAAGAAAAACAUCGGUGGGAAAAGAUCCUGCAGAAGGUGCUCCAGGGCUGCCAAGAGAACAUGCUGGGGACCAUGGCUCUGGCUGCCUGCCAGUUCAUGGAAGAGCCAGGAAUGGAGGUGCAAGUGAGAGAAUCGAAACACCCAUAUAACAACAAUACCAACUUUGAGGAUAAAGUUCACAUUCCUGGUGCAAUCUACCUCUCAAUCAAAUUUGAUUCUCAGUGCAAUACAGAGGAAGGCUGUGAUGAACUAGCCAUGGCCAGCAGCAGUGACUUUCAGCAGGAUCGACACAAUUUCAGUGGGUCUCAACAGAAAUGGAAAGAUUUUGAACUUCCAGGAGACACUCUGUAUUACCGCUUCACCUCUGACAUGAGCAACACUGAGUGGGGCUACAAGUUCACUGUGACAGCUGGACACCUGGGGCGAUUCCAGACAGGAUUUGAAAUUUUGAAGCAAAUGCUGUCAGAAGAAAGAGUUAUUCCACACCUCCCUUUGGCCAAAAUGUGGGAAUGGCUGGUAGGCGUGGCCUGUCGCCAGACUGGUCAUCAGCGAUUAAAAGCCAUUCACCUACUUCUGAGGAUUGUGCAAUGCUGCACCCACAGUGACCUCUGUGACCUUUCGCUGUUAAAGCCCCUGUGGCAGCUCUUCACCCACAUGGAGUACAGCCUGUAUGAAGACGUGACACAGCCAGGCAUCCUCCUCCCCCUGCACCGUGCCCUCACCGAGCUCUUCUUCGUCACAGAGAACCGUGCUCAGGAGCUCGGCUUGCUGCAGGAUUACCUGCUGGCCUUAACCACGGAUGACCACCUUCUCCGCUGUGCGGCACAGGCUCUGCAGAACAUCGCUGCUAUCAGUCUGGCCAUCAACUACCCAAACAAGGCGACCUGCCUCUGGAAUGUCCAGUGUUAGCUCUUGGUAUGGCGUGCAUGGAACCAGCUGCUCUGACCGCAGGGAUUUUUACAGCUGAUAUCUAAACUCAUUCAGCAAAAUUCCUGUGGCGUCAAUGCCUGGCUCUCCGUGAGCUCCCACUUCCACUCCAGUCAGAAUGCUGAGUAGCCACGUAUCCAAGAACGUCCCAUGUCACAGGCUAGACCCCUGAACAUACCAUAGCAUGUGAGAACAAGCAGAGCAGUGCAAAAUUAUUCAGGACGGCCUGGCAAGGGGCCCUUAAGAAGGUUGUUCUCCAGGAUCUGUCCUUGCAGAAGCUGCUGCCCAGGGAAGGCCUGGAAGCAGCCUCUCUGGAAGGGGUUUUGUCUCAGUUGAGCUGGAACUGCUUGCACUUGCCCUUAAGUGAAUCCCAAUCUGCAGAGAGCCACCUGUCUCAGCAAGGCCUCCAGCAGCAGCGCCAGGCUUGGGAGUUCCUCUCUUGCUUUUGCUUCCUGCGGCUGGCUAAUCCAACCCGAAACCGGAGAGAACUAGCCCGCCUACCACCACCUGGUCCCCAGCGUUUAGUCUGGGAACCGUGCUGCGCCUGCUCCCCAGCCACAGCCUUCCCAGAGAAGUCCUCCGUGAGAACAGUGCCCUUGGGAACUGCCUGCAGGCCACCCAAGAGCGUCCGCUCACGCACUGGCUCCCAGCAUGUCUGAGUUUUUUCGGUUGUUCUGACAUAUUUCGGUUUCCACCUCACGUUUUUAGAACAGAACUACAUGGACUCCCCGGAGAGGGCCUCAGGGAAUGCCGAGUAGCAUAGUCAUUCAGGGGGACAGACUGGUGUGAAAGUGGCAGAAGCUAAGGAAUCUCUUUAGCUUGUGUACCUAAAACGACUUGAAGUGCUAUCAGAGGAGAUCUUAUUUUAGAAGUAAAACAAACAGAAAAACAGAUGAUUUUAUUUCCGCUCCGUGGUCGGUAACUCAUCAGGCUCGCCUCUGGGACUCGGCAUGGUUACUUGGCUGUCGCUUGACUAGCAAUAACUGCAUUAGUUCUGAUGAAUGCUGCUUCCAUUUUUCUUUCUAUGGUGUGUCUUGCCCUGAAGUGCUGAUGAUGAUUCUCUUUCCAAAGCCACGCUCUGGAGUGUGAAGCGGGGUUGGCAGUGGGCUGUCUACAAGCCUCUGGGGGACUCCUGGGCAUAAGGAGUGCCUGAUGCCGCUGCCAUUUAAGGGCGGGUGUCCGGGCCUUGGCACGUCCCGCCACACAGCACCACACCCCAGGAAGGCUCCUCGCAGCCAGGCCGAGCUGGAGGUCUGCACUGCUGUGGCCUCUGAAGCCCCUCUGCAGGCUCCGCAGGCCUCUGGGCCCAGAAGCCCACAACUGCAGGUCUUAGGAGCAUCUUAACUGCAAGGGCCCUUUUGCCUUCUGGGCGUGGAGGCCGAGAUACAGAGCGACCUUCUUGCAGCCCUAGAAUUAGGUCCUCGGCCAAGCCCCAGCUGCACGUAGAAGGGAGAAUUCAAAGGGGACAGAAACAAAUGGGGCCGGUCUGGACACCUGGUGGCCUGGGGCCCACUGCCCUGACGUCAGCAAGGCCAGGGCCGGGCCUGGGCUCCUGUGGUAGGGGGGGCGUGAGGAGUCUGGCACUGCCGGCUGGGGAAAAGCCCCUUUCUUGUCUUUUGCUCUGCCCGCACUUCCAGAAGAGGCUCCACGUUCCAUGCCACCCAGACCCAGUAGGAUUCUCAGUGAGGAGGGAGAUCACAGAGAACAAGAGAUCCCAGCACGGGCUCAGACUCAGUGACUGCCUGGAAGAUAGACAUGGUGAUGGUGCCACUCCCUGCUUGACCGUGCCACACCACCCACCCCAUUCUCGCUUGGCCUGACUUGUAGUGGAGCAGGGACAGAGGGGUGGGGCAGCCGGCACACCCUUCAUGGCAGUUGCCACCAGCUUUGCUUCCACCCUUCCAUCGGGAAGACAAAUUGUAAAUAAACACUGGACUCCUCACAGCUUCUCUCUAUACACCACCCUUGCUGUUCUGGUCUCCCUGUACUUCAAUUUGCAUAGAAUAAGCCUAAGUUUUCCCUUAACACACAACUGUGCUGUCUUGGCAGGACCCACCUGGCCAGGCCACCCUGCUCGCACCCUGCCUCUCUUUCAGCCACUAGGUGGCGCUGCUGUGCCAGGCCCUGCUCCCCUGGCCCUCCUGAGGCUGGUGACACCCUCGACUCCUGGUCCCCAACCUGUACCAGCAGUAUCUGAAAGAACAGAUUUCUGUCAAGACCAACAUCCCUUUGAUCCUUCUUAGGAGGCCGGACUGCCCGGAAUGAGAUAAAUCUGGCCAGAAUAAAGGUGUUGUGGAAACAUGUGCCUAAUCUAUAAAGAAAUUUCUGUUCCAAAUCAUGUAUAAUGUACAAACAGACACUGUUCCUAAUGAGGAGUGACUUAUUUUCAUCAUAGAUUUUAAUUUGUUUUCUUACGGGUUUACAAUUUUGAAUUUUUCCUAUUUGGUUGAAAGAAAGAAUUUUGAUUAUAUCAGGAGAGUUCAGCCUGUAAAAAGAAUGUUAAGUUGUAGGUAAAAUAUGCAAAUGAAGAGAAAUAUAUUGUACAAAUUCUAUAUAAAAAAGUAAAA